CCUGCUGGAGCCUGGAGCGGUGGGCGCCAAUGGCCAGCGCGGCGGAGACCAGCUGGACCCCCGGGGGGCCGGGCCCGGCCGAGCCUGAGGAGGCAGUCAGCUGGCGCUGCUCGGAGCACAGGGAUCGCCCUGUGGAGCUCUUUUGUCGCCGUUGUGCCCGCUGCGUGUGUGCGCUCUGCCCGGUGCUGGGCGCACACCGCGGCCACCCGGUGACUCUGGCGCGGGAGGAGGCGACGCGCGUGCAGAAACUCAUCCAAGAAUGUCUCGAGCAUUUGGCGACCAAGAAGCAGCAGUACACUGGCAACAUAACACAGAUAGAAGGUGCCACUGAGAAGCUCAAGGCUCAUGCAGAGUCAAGUAAAGCCUGGCUAAAGGAGAAAUUCACUGGACUCAGAUUGCUACUUGAUGAAGAGGAAGUGCUGGCCAAAAAGUUUGUUGAUAAAAACAUGCAGCUUGCGCUGCAGGCGUACAGGGAGCAAGUUGAGUCUUGUGAAAAGCAAGUUGACACCAUGAAUGACAUCUCCAGCAGGGUCUGCAGCAUUGGCCAGGAGCCCAACCCCAUUCAGCUGCUGCAGGCAUAUACGGCCAUUAAACUGGAGAUGCUACGACACAUGAGCCUCGGGGAACUGAGCCACCCUGUGCCCCUGUCCUUUGAGCCUGUCAAGACCUUCUUCACGGACUUUGCAGAAGCCAUGCAGAGAACGUUAGAGACACCACUGGAUGUUCGCCUGAAGGAAAACUUGAAAUGCCAGCUGUCCAGCUCCUCCAGCAACAAACCAGGUACCUUGCUGAAAACAAGCCCUUCACCAGAGAGAUCGCUCCUCUUGAAAUACGCACGCACGCCCACGCUGGAUCCCGACACGAUGCACGCGCGCCUGCGCCUCUCCGCGGACCGCCUGACUGUGCGCUGCGGCCUUGUGGGCGGCCUGGGGCCGACCCCGGCGCAGCGCUUCAGCUCGCUCUGGCAGGUGCUGAGUCGCGACUGCUUUGCCGCCGGCCGCCACUACUGGGAGGUGGACGUGCAGGAGUCGGGCUGCGGCUGGUGGGUGGGCGCCGCCUACCCGUCCCUGCGGCGCCACGGGGACUCGCCCGCCGCGCGUUUGGGCUGCAAUCGCCAGUCCUGGUGCCUCAAGCGCUACGACCUCGAGUACUGGGCCUUCCACGACUGCCAGCGCAGCCGCCUGCGGCCCCGGGAAGACCUGGACCGCCUCGGCGUCUUCCUGGACUACGAGGCCGGCGUCCUCGCGUUCUACGACGUGACAGGCGGGAUGCGCCACCUGCACACCUUCCACGCCACCUUCCAGGAGCCCCUGUACCCGGCCCUGCGGCUCUGGGAAGGGGCCAUCAGCAUCCCCCGGCUGCCCUAGGCGCCCCCAGGGUGCAUC
Molecule: messenger RNA, 1385 nt
Organism: Octodon degus (degu)
Lineage: Eukaryota; Metazoa; Chordata; Mammalia; Rodentia; Octodontidae
Gene: Trim14
Product: tripartite motif containing 14
Exons: 6
Coding region: 30-1367 (445 amino acids)
Biological process (GO): innate immune response
Molecular function (GO): protein binding; zinc ion binding
Source: RefSeq, a predicted model, not a curated record